AGGGGAGAACAACAACUCCCAGAUAAACCAGACACUAAACUGGUUACGUAAUGACCCCUCGGCUCUGCUAUCGCCGCCUCUCACCUUCUGUUUGCUAAAUAGCUAUCUGUUCGUGAAAGUGGGUGUAAUGGAUAGAUGCCGACAGUAACCUGAGCGAAAUAACGAGCCUGGCAAAAAUACAGCCCCGCUUAGAACCGCAACCAUGUUUGGCCGGUCGCGGAGCUGGGUUGGAGGACAGGGGAGAACGAAAAACAUCCACUCCUUGGACCAUUUGAAGUAUAUGUACCAUGUCCUGACCAAAAACACCACAGUGACAGACCACAACCGAAACCUUCUAGUGGAGACCAUCCGCUCCAUCACAGAGAUCCUCAUCUGGGGAGACCAGAAUGACAGCUCUGUGUUUGACUUCUUCCUGGAAAAGAACAUGUUUGCCUUCUUCCUGAACAUCCUGCGUCAGAAGUCAGGGCGCUAUGUGUGUGUCCAGCUCCUCCAGACCCUCAACAUACUGUUUGAGAACAUCAGUCAUGAGACUUCCCUGUAUUACCUGUUAUCGAACAACCACGUGAACUCUAUCAUCGUACACAAGUUUGACUUCUCAGACGAGGAGAUCAUGGCCUACUAUAUCUCCUUCCUCAAGACCCUUUCACUCAAACUCAACAACCAUACUGUGCACUUCUUCUACAAUGAGCACACUAAUGACUUUGCCCUGUACACCGAGGCCAUUAAGUUUUUCAACCACCCUGAAAGCAUGGUCCGCAUCGCAGUCCGCACCAUCACACUCAACGUCUACAAAGUUUCAUUGGACAACCAGCACAUGCUGCACUAUAUCCGAGACAAGACAGCAGUCCCGUACUUCAGCAACUUGGUCUGGUUUAUUGGCAGCCAUGUUAUCGAACUGGACAAGUGUGUACAGACGGACGAAGAACAUAAGAACAGAGGGAAGUUAAGCGACCUGGUAGCGGAGCACCUUGACCACCUCCACUACCUGAACGAUAUCCUCAUCAUCAACUGUGAAUUCCUAAAUGAUGUUCUGACUGACCACCUCCUCAACCGUCUGUUCCUGCCCCUCUAUGUCUACUCUUUGGUCAGCCCCGAGACGUCUGAAGAGCGCAAGAUCAACCCUCAGGUGUCCCUUUACCUGCUUUCUCAAGUUUUUCUGAUCAUCCACUAUGAGCCAAUGGUCAACGCCCUGGCAAACGUCAUUCUCAACGGAGACCUGUCUGUCUUCACCCCUCAGACAGAUAUACACAGCACGCACAAGAGCACGGCCAGUGCAGGAGGUGUGCGUCGGUUCACAAAGCCCCCGGAGUCUCUGGAGCGCUCCCUCGAGCUGUCCCGCCACCGCGGCCGCAAGAGGACACAGAAGAGGCCAAACUACAAAAACCUGGGCGAGGAGGAGGACGAUGAAAGGGCUGGGGCAGGGGGAGGAGGCAGCGGAGGAGGAGGAGCAGGAGGAGGAGGAGAGGAGGGCUGGGACGACGAUAGCGGCAGAGGAGGAGAGAGGGAGGGAGGCCGAGAGAGGGAGAAGGGAAAAGGUACAGAGGGAGUAGGAGGAGGAGGAGGUGGUGGGAGUUCUAAGGGAAGCAGAGCGAGUGGGGAGACAGCGGAAGAGAUAGAGAUGGUGGUGAUGGAGAAGUGUAAGGUGUCAGAGCUGACGGAGCAAAACAUCACUGAUGAGGAGAAGACUGCUGCAGCCACCCGAACACACACACAGAGGAGCAGGCCGUUCUUAGACAUGGUGUACAGUGCUCUCGACUGCACCAACGAUGACUACCACGCGCUUUUCGUCCUUUGUCUGCUUUAUGCUGUCUCACACAGCAAAGGAAUAAACCGAGAUCUUCUGGAGCGUCUGCAGUUGCCAGUUCCCGACCAGGAGAAGAGCUCUUACAGCCUGGUGCUGGCAGAGAGACUGAUCAGGGUUAUGAGCCAGGCUGCACAGCCAGAUGGAAAAGUGCGUCUAGCUACACUGGAGCUGAGCUGCCUUUUAUUAAAGCAGUCGGUGCUGUCUGGAAACCACUGUAUAAUCAAAGAUGUUCAUCUGGCCUGCCUUGAGGGUGCUAGAGAAGAAAGUCUGCACUUACUGAGGAGAUUCUACAAAGGCGAGGAGAUCUUUCUGGACAUGUUUGAAGAUGAGUACAGGAGCAUGACGAGUAAACCGCUGAAUGUGGAGUAUCUGAUGAUGGAUGCCUCAGUGCUGCUGCCACCCACCGGUACCCCUCUGACGGGUAUCGAUUUUGUCAAAAGACUUCCCUGUGGGGACGUGGAGAAGACGCGCAGGGCGAUCCGUGUGUUCUUCAUGCUGAGGUCCUUAUCGCUUCAGCUUCAGGAGGAACCUGAGACACAGUUGCCUCUGACCAGACCUGAAGACCUCAUAAAGACAGAUGACGUGUUAGACCUCAAUAACAGUGACCUCAUAGCCUGUAUGGUGGUCAGUAAAGAUGGCGGCCAGGCCCAGAGAUUCCUCGCCGUAGAUGUGUACCAGAUGAGUCUGGUGGAACCGGAAACCAAACGGCUCGGAUGGGGUGUCGUCAAGUUUGCCGGCCUUCUGCAAGACAUGCAGGUUUCUGGCGUUGAGGACGACAGCAGAGCACUGAACAUCGUCAUCCACAAGCCCAGCUCCAACCCCCAUGCCAAGCCCCUGCCCAUCCUGCAGGCCAACUUCAUCUUCGCUGACCACAUCCGCUGCAUCAUCGCCAAGCAGAGGCUGGCCAAGGGUCGCAUCCAGGCCCGACGCAUGAAAAUGCAGAGGAUUGCAGCUCUGUUGGACCUCCCUGUGCAGCCCAGUGCAACAGAGGUGUUGGGUUUCGGCCAGACAGCCAACGCUUCACCCAGCGGCCUGCCUUUCCGGUUCUACGAGCAGUCGAGACGGGCGCCCAACGACCCCACCGCCAAUAGAUCAGUCUUCGCCUCUGUGGAUAAAGUACCAGGUUUCGCAGUGGCUCACUGCGUGUCGCAGCACAGUCCCUCGCCCCUCUCCUCCCCCUCACCUCCCUCCAGUGGGAGUGGGAGCACAGGAAGAUGUGACUCUGUUACUGCGAGCACUAUAUCAGCCCAGAGCCCCACAGAUGAUGGUACAUUUUUGGAGCACACCCCGCCCUCCUCCUCAGGCGGAGAAGGCGAAGGAGGAGGUGGAGAAGUAACGCUUGUCUCCUCGGUCGCAGCUCCGACGCUGGCCCCGAGCCUCACCCCGGCUUCCCAGCCCACCAUCUCCCUCCUCACAGACAACAGUGCAGACUCUCUCAGCGUGGAGUCGCUGACGCUGCUGCCCCCUUCAGACUCGCCGCACCUGCACCCCUGCGCCAGCCACGCUCCCACGACACACUCUCUACAGAGACCAGACGCCUCCAUCGCAGAGGAGGAGGAGGAAGACGACGGAGAGCCAAGAAAAGAGGAGGAGCUGCAAGAGGAAGACGGGUCGCCAACCGAUGAGACGGAGACGGAGACGGUAAAAGAAACCACGACAACAGAGCUGGUCACACCCACUGAUGAGGCGCCAGAGGUGCCAGAGGGUGGAGAUGAGCCCGAGGGUGGAGAUGAGCCCGAGGGCGAAGACACACUUCUGGAUGUGAACAGAGACCAAGAAAGACGCAACUCGUCAGCCACAGAGAAAACAGAAGAUGCAGAGACACGCAGUGAAACGCCAGAUUCUCCUGAGCUGGAUUAGUCACCACACACAGUCAUGCUCAUGCACUUAAACUCACCUCUCUAAAACACACACACAAACACACACACACAGUGAAGUGUGAUAGUUAAACUAUCCAGCUUGGCUGCAGUAUAUUUUCAUGUCGCUACCUGCAGGUAGUGUGUGAUGUGAAUAGUUUAAGGGGCUUUUGGAGGCAUCUCAGCAUUUGUGUUUGCACAUGAAGAAAGACUCUCUUUACUCACACAGAGAGGACGGAGGACGAGACAGACGCCGGGCCAACUCAAGGAAGGCUUUAAAGCACAUCUGGGUUCCUGCGAGUGUGUCUGGUCAUUUUUUUUAGCAGGCGUGUGUAAAGACGCGCAACCAGCAACGUUUUUUACUCAUUCUGAUCGAUUGUCUGUCAGCUCAAACACACACACACACACACACAUACGCGGCUGCUGUGAGCUGUUCAUCUGCAUACUAUUUUUACGUCUUAAGUUGGUGGUGCUCACUUCUGUGCUAACAGUACACACAGUUGCACUUGCCUUUUAACCACUUGCAUGUCAGACCUGUCAGCUGUCAGUUACUGCCACACAGAACUGCCCUCAGACAGGUGUGUGUGUGUGGGGGGGCUCACAUGGCUGCAUACAUGUUCUAAAUUUUGUUCAGUUCGUAUUGUUCCACAUUUAAGUGACGGACCGUUUGUUUUCCUGCUCACUAUUCAGUGUAACAUAGCUUUAAUCUGCAGCAUCUUGAGCAAGGAGGGAGCAGGUCUCAUGCUGCAAACAUUCAUUUGAUGUUAUUGUGGCAUCAGAGCUCAUAGCUAAUCCUUUUAAUCAGUGAACAUCUUUGGUGGGGUGUGUGAAAACCGCUUUUUUGAUUUGCACGCAGUCAGUUUCCACCAUAGUAACUGCUGCUCUCUUGAGCUAACGAGGUAGGACAGUAAGCAGUGAAACAAAACAGUUUUUUCUUUUUAAUCAGAUAUGCAACAGUCAUCAACAAACUUUGACCUUGUUCGAUUAGAUUAUAUCUUAACCUCCAUUUCCAGAUCAUUAACUUCUUAAAUCUAUUCUGUGGUCCAUAACCUGCAGGGAUUAGAUAAUGUGUUUAUGCACACAGGUGAUUCAUCUGACUGACCGAAUGAAUGAACAAUCUGAAUGGAAUAAAGGCUGCUGAAUAAGUGAGUGAAUAAUUAAUACAUGAGCAUCUCUCAGUCCAUUCAUUCUCCACAUGAAGCUUUUCAGCCCAUAGCAACACAGAUGUGCUGCUGUUUUACUGAACUAAACAUAGUCAUCAAUGAUAUAGUUAGAAAAAUAGAUAAAAAGUAAACAAAAUGAUUAGUUGAAGCUUUGAUAGCCUCACAGAGUGAUGCAGGAUGACAUAUCAGUUAGUUUAGACGUGUUAAAUGGAUUAACACGCUCGUCUUCAGGUCAGAACAUCACAACAGCGCUGGGCUGAAUGUACCUGCCAGCUGCCGCUCAGGCGCUGACCUGAGCUCAGUUUCUACUCGCCACGUAAAUUGAUCAAUGCGCUCAACACUCCUGUAGCUGGUGGUAAGAAUAACUUUUCCACUCAACUACUGGUGAACUAUAAAAUACCCUCUCUCCAGGAAAAGUCUAAUCUGGUUAAUUAACCCCCAAAAAACCUAAAUGAUAGUGAAACACCUUGAAAAAAUUCAACUGUUACCAAGAAACAAAAGCACUCUUAGAAGAACAACAUUGCGUUUUCUUCCCACAGUGCUCUGAGUUGAGUGUACAAGGGCCAAACCCUGCUCGCCCUCCUCCUCCUUUAAUCACCUGAAUACUGCAAUAAUCUUAAGAGCUAACCAAUGAGGGGAGAGGUGAAUGUAACAGACUCCUUGUCUCUCCAAAUGGCAGUGAUCAAUUUGAAUGGGAUCAGUGUGUUUUAUCCUCAAUUCACGACUUGGUUCGUAACCAUCUAAGCAGUCUUUUCUCUCUUAUCUCGUCAUCCUUUAUUAAAACCCGAGCUUUUCUCUUCUGCCUUCGCUUCUUCGACUCACGCUUUCUUCUUUUCUGUGCCAUUGUCACACACACAGCUGAAGUCUUAACGCUCGAUCAUUCUUAUUUUUUAACUCUGUACAGUCAUCGAGUUUGUAAAGGAGAAAUUCAGAGCAAUACUCUUUUUUUUUUGAGUCAGUCUCUUAGUAUUUCCAUCUCGCUUCUGUAAAUAGCAGAAGAAUGAUAGUGGUGAUGAUGAUGAUGAUUACUGAAGAGGCUCAGGCAAAAUUUGUAGAGCGGCCUCCGGUGAAGACAACAUGGCGGCACGUCGCCUGUAGCCGUUGGCUGCCUCUAUCUAAACUUGCUGUGACAAGCUUCUGUUACUUAGUCAUUGAUUGUAGUGUGGGUGUAUGUAAUAUGUUUGUAUGCUCUGUAAAUGCUCUCAGCUUUUAAACCUGUAAUUAUUGUUAAUGAACUGAAAGAGAGGAAUAAAUAAAGAACUGCAAUAAAUUAUUCUACUUAACAACAGU
Acanthopagrus latus (yellowfin seabream) is the source of this 6113-nucleotide messenger RNA. It is a transcript of the gene clec16a, whose product is annotated as C-type lectin domain containing 16A. The coding region runs from base 203 to 3664 and encodes 1153 amino acids. Gene Ontology annotation, biological process: endosomal transport; regulation of autophagosome maturation; endosome to lysosome transport. The transcript has 24 exons. The record is from RefSeq and is a predicted model, not a curated record. NCBI's taxonomy places the organism in Eukaryota, Metazoa, Chordata, Actinopteri, Spariformes, Sparidae. Gene Ontology annotation, cellular component: endolysosome membrane; late endosome.